AUGAAAAUAAGUAGUGAAAAGUUAAUACUCCCAAUUUCUUUACCUCAAGAUGGAAUCGAAAUUGUUGAUGUAUAUGAAGAAGUUUUCUCUUUAUUCACAGAAGGUCGUCCAUUAGAAUGGCAGCAUAAUCGCGCCGUAACACAAAAUAAAGAUUAUGUUGAAAUUUUAAUCGAUGAAAGUAUCAAUGUAAAGAUUUCACAGAAUCAAUCACUUCUUUCGGUACGAGGUACAACAGGAACCGUCCUUUGGGACUCGAGUAUUAUGUUAACAAAAUUUAUGAAUGAUCAUCGAAUGUGGUUAAAUCUUUCAAUUGAAAAAACAAAAAUCCUUGAAUUAGGUUCAGGAUGCGGGUUAGCAGGAAUAAGUCUCGCUCCUUUUGUUAAUUUGAUGGCAUUAACGGAUCAAGCAAAUGUAUUAUCACAUCUUUGGAAAAAUGUUAAACGUAAUUUAAAUGAAGAUUAUUCAAAAGUUAUUGUAACAGAAUUAUUAUGGGGAGAAGAAAUUGAUAAAGAUAUCCUUCAACAUCAUUGGGAUUAUGUAAUUGCUAGUGAUUGUAUAUAUAAUGAAUUCAUAAUUGAUGAUUUUGUUAAAACUUUAACUAAAAUUUGUAAAAAUCUUUAUCUAACGAUCGUCAUUAUCGCGUUAGAGCUUAGAUCAGAUGUAGUUCAUUUGGUGUUUUUGGAAAAAAUGAAUGAAUUUGUUAUGUGGCGAUUACCAAAUUCUAUGUAUAGAAGAGAAUUUAAUAGAGGUUAUGUGAUUUAUAUCGCUUGGCUUAAAAAAAAUUAG
Molecule: messenger RNA, 786 nt
Organism: Funneliformis geosporum
Lineage: Eukaryota; Fungi; Glomeromycota; Glomeromycetes; Glomerales; Glomeraceae
Source: the annotation of a GenBank genome assembly